GAAGAUUCAUUGUGGACUUUAUACCUCAGACACAUGAUAGUGUCCUAUGAAACUCCAUUACGGCAUCACGGGAUCGACCUUUACCAGAAAGCCAAUCAAGGUGGCAUUCUCUCAAUUCUCUGUUCUUGAAGGUUUCAGCCAAGAACAGCACUUCGAAGGCUUCGCAUCUACCGGGUUCUACAUUUGAUUGAUUCAUCUACCUCUCUAUCGUAGCUGGAUUCAGCCUUGGUUACGAAAUGGGGCUGUUGGAGGCCUUCCUCAGCUGGCUCCGGAGUUUGUUUUUCAAACAGGAAAUGGACCUUUCUGUUAUUGGACUUCAGAAUGCAGGGAAAACAUCUCUUGUUAAUGCUAUUGCUACUGGAGGCUAUAGUGAAGACAUGAUUCCAACUAUUGGAUUCAACAUGCGAAAGGUCACAAAAGGAAAUGUAACCAUAAAGUUUUGGGAUAUUGGUGGGCAAAGGAGGUUCCGCACCAUGUGGGAGCGUUAUUGUUGUGGGGUCUCUGCCAUUCUAUAUGUAAUUGAUGCCACAGAUAGAGAUAGUGUUCCUAUAGCUCGAAGUGAAUUGCAUGACCUGCUCACGAAACCAGCCCUAAGUGGCACUCCCCUGUUGGUUCUUGGUAACAAGAUUGAUAAGUCUGAAGCUCUUUCCAAGCAAGAAUUGGUAGAUCAGCUGGGUCUGGAAUCCCUAGGAGACAGGGAGGUCUGCUGCUACAUGGUCUCAUGUAAAGAUUCUAUAAACAUAAACGUUGUCAUCGAUUGGCUUAUCAAACACUCAAAAACCGCAAAUUGAUUCCAUUCAAAGCUUUCAUGAGAUUUUUUUCUGUCCAGACCUAUUCAGAUCAAUGUUAGAGAAUCAAACUUGAAUAUCCAUGCGUGUUAAUGGAAAUCUUCCGGGCAAAAGCUGCUCUGCACCAAAGUGCUUCUGUGCGUAUUCUCCCAUGAGAAGUACAUUGUACAGGAUAGAAUGAUUAAUCUAAUUCUUUGUGCAUAUUUUUUUUUUCUCUUGACUGUUAUGUGAAGCUUUUUGAUUGUACUGUAUAUGUUGUUGUGAAGCCUGUUGUAUCAAUGUAAUUAAAAGAAUACUUUGUAUUGCACAAUAUUUGUUUGUAAUUAAAGGAAUACUUUGUAUUGCAA
Messenger RNA from Macadamia integrifolia, 1135 nucleotides. RefSeq names its product ADP-ribosylation factor-like protein 8c. Bases 237 to 791 code for a protein of 184 amino acids. Gene Ontology annotation, molecular function: GTPase activity; GTP binding. The transcript has 6 exons. The record is from RefSeq and is a predicted model, not a curated record. Gene Ontology annotation, biological process: protein transport. Lineage: Eukaryota; Viridiplantae; Streptophyta; Magnoliopsida; Proteales; Proteaceae.